Molecule: messenger RNA, 1180 nt
Organism: Magnolia sinica
Lineage: Eukaryota; Viridiplantae; Streptophyta; Magnoliopsida; Magnoliales; Magnoliaceae
Product: ethylene-responsive transcription factor ERF109-like
Exons: 1
Coding region: 1-651 (216 amino acids)
Biological process (GO): ethylene-activated signaling pathway; regulation of DNA-templated transcription
Molecular function (GO): DNA binding; DNA-binding transcription factor activity
Source: RefSeq, a predicted model, not a curated record
AUGGCAGAAUCCUACCCACAGCAGAAAAUCUCCAAAAGGAAAGGAAAUCCAGGAGAGCUAGGAGAGUCGAGCAGAGGCCAGAUUGGGCCAAUCCCCACCCCUGAGGAAGAGACGUCGAUCAUAGUGGCUUCGUUAGUCCACGUACUAUACGGCGGUGGGGGUGGCAACGAGCCCACAUUUCCUUUGCUUACGGAAAGUACUUCCACUCCAAGUCACACCGAGCAGAGUCAGGCCCUGCUAGUCGCAAGCACGGACCAAUGCCGAUUGUGCGGUGUCGAGGGCUGCUUGGGUUGUGAAUACUUUACUUCUCCAGCAGAACAGGAAAAGGUUGAGAAGAAGAAGUAUCGAGGAGUUCGACAGAGGCCGUGGGGAAAAUGGGUGGCUGAGAUUAGGAACCGUAGCAAAGGGGCCAGAGACUGGCUUGGGACGUUUGAAACGGCAGAGGAUGCUGCUCGAGCUUACGAUAAAGCUGCCAUCAGGUUACAUGGGGCUCGUGCCAAGCUUAAUUUCCCUUUACCUGAAGGGUCUCUUGAUGACCGCAGUGGGCAUAAGGAAGAGCAAGAGCCGCAGCAGCAGGAGGAGCAGUUCAAUCUCUUGGGCCAUAUUAGUCCGGACCCACCUGAUGCAGCAAUUGGAAAACGGGCAGAGUGAUUUGUAUGGGACACUUUCAGGGCGACAUGAUUUGGAGACUGGACCGUGAUGGACGGCUAUGAUUCCCCUGAUGAGACUGCUUGAACUAGUGCUUUUUCAACUAUCAACUGGAACUACACCUGUGGUGUUAUAACCAUCUCAGGUGAAUAAAAAAUAAAAAAUAAAAACUGCAACCACGCCGAGAACUGCCGUUGAUCCUUCCCCGUGAAAGCCAUUCACUCUACUGUUAGGUUGAUUGAGUCUCCUGAUGCGUUCUUUCUUUCUUUUUUCGAAUUCUUCUUCUUCUUGAAUUUUUUUUCCCAUCCCUCUGGUAAAUUGAUGAGUUAUUUUAUUUUAGAGAUUUAUUUAAUUAUUUUUCUUUUCAUUUUGGUAAACUAAAGCAUGAAUUCACGAGUGAUCCUACUAGAGUCAGGCAAGUGUUACUACUAGAAGGCCUGACUACUAUGGUCUGGCAAGAGUUUGCUACUAUCGUGGGGUGAACAACUUCAUGGUGCAUAAGAUCCACACCGUCCAUCAAGUGCCGCCUUUU